GAAAAUAAUUUGGCGACACUUGUUGGCAGUAUGACUGAGAACGGUUGACUUCAGCUAUCGAUUACAACUUCCCGAGGUUUUAUUUGUUGUGGAAUGACUGAUGAUUUCCAAACGAAAUGUUAGAGUUUGUUUUACCAUUGUUUCUUGGCUUUUUGGCGCUCUACUUACUCAGCGUGCGAUUCGGGAGAACAAGGAGAGAUGGGGAGCCUCCACUUAUAAAUGGUUGGAUUCCAUUCCUUGGGAAGGCUUUGGAGUUUGGGAAGAAUGCACAUGGAUUUCUGGCAGCACACAAGGAGAAACAUGGAGAUGUAUUUACUGUGCUGAUUGCUGGCAAAUACAUGACCUUCAUAAUGAAUCCGUUGCUGUAUCCGUAUGUCAUCAAACAUCAAAAACAGCUGGACUUCCAUGAGUUUUUUGACCAAGUGGCCCCCUUGACGUUCGGCUUCCCCCCUGUCAGAAGCGGCAAGUUCCCCGGUAUGGGCGAGCACGUCCAGAGGUCCUUCCGUCUUCUACAGGGCGAGAACCUCAAUAACCUGACAGAGACCAUGAUGGGAAAUCUCAUGCUUGUGUUCCGACAAGACUACCUUACUGGGGAGAGCGAGUGGAGGACUGAAAGUGUGUACCAACUCUGCAAUUCGAUCAUGUUUGAGGCUACUUUCCUGACCCUGUUUGGCAAGCCUGCCCAUACCAGCAGACACAGCGGAAUGGUGACGCUUCGAGAGGACUUUGUCAAGUUCGACACCAUGUUUCCCCUCCUCAUUGCCAGGAUCCCCAUCUCUCUGCUGGGAGGAACCAAGGCCAUCCGGGAUAAACUGAUCAGCUACUUCCACCCUCAGAGAAUGUCUCGAUGGUCCAACACCUCAGGGUUCAUAAAGGAAAGAGCAGCACUGUUUGAACAGUAUGACUCCAUGGGAGAUGUGGAUAAAGCAGGUAAACACAGUUGAUAUACUGUAGCACCUGGCUGUCCUUUUUUAUACAUUUCUAUGCAAUACUUUAUCUUACUUGCUAAAUUUGACAACCGGUAUGUAAACCUACUGUAUCUCAGUAACACUUAACCUUACCUUUACUAUAUGCCCUUAUACAUUCACAGUAAUAACUGACAUAAACACAUUGUAUUACUAUGUAGAUGCUUUUCUCUCUGUAUACAGCUACAACAUAAAAUGUUCUACUUGGACUUCACAAGGACAUUCCAAACCUCAGUUGUAACUCUUACCGAGUAACUCUGGGUAUGUCUUGCCCAGUACCCUGCCCUGAGUCACUGUUGCUAGCCGGCUACCACUCGGUACUCUACUCUGCACCUUGGAGACUGCUGCCCUAUCUACAGUUGAAGUCGGAUGUUUACAUACACCUUAGCCAAAUACAUUUAAACUCCGUUUUUCACAAUUCCUGACAAUUAAUCCUAGUAAAAGAAUCUCUGUCUUAAGUCAGUUAGGAUCACCACUUUAUUUUAAGAAUGUGAAAUGUCAGAAAAAUAGUAGAGUGAUUUAUUUAUUUCAGCUUUUAUUUAUUUCAUCACAUUCCCAGUGGGUCAGAAGUUUACAUACACUCAAUUAGUAUUUGGUAUCAUUGCCUUUAAAUUGUUUAACGUGGGUCAAACGUUUCGGGUAGCCUUCCACAAGCUUCCCACAAUAAGUUGGGUGAAUUUUGGCCCAUUCCUCCUGACAGAGCUGGUGUAACUGAGUCAGGUUUGUAGGUCUCCUUGCUCGCACAUACUUUUUCAGUUCUGCCCACAUAUUUCCUUAUAAUUGAGCUCGGGGCUUUGUGAUGGCCACUCCAAUACCUUGACUUUGUUGUCCUUAAGCCAUUUUGCCACAACUUUGGAAGUAUGCUUGGGGUCAUUGUCCAUUUGGAAGACCCAUUUGCAACCAAACUUUAACUUCCUGAUUGAUGUCUUGAGAUGUAGCUUCAAUAUAUCCACAUAGUUUCCAACCUCAUGAUGCCAUCUAUUUUGUGAAGUGCACCAGUCCCUCCUGCAGCAAAGCACCCCCACAACAUGAUGGUGCCUCUCCAGUGCCUCACGGUUGGGAUGGUGUUCUUCGGCUUGCAAGCCUCCCUCUUUUUCCUCCAAACAUGAUGAUGGUCAUUAUGGCCAAACAGUUCUAAUUUUGUUUCACCAGACCAGAGGACAUUUCUCCAAAAAGUACGAUCUUUGUCCCCAUGUGUAGUUGCAAACCGUGGUCUUGCUUUUUCUGGGGCGGUUUUGGAGCAGUGCGUACUAUUGUUUGUACAGAUGAACGUGGUACCUUCAGGCGUUUGGAAAUUGCUCCCAAGGAUAAACCAGACUUGUGGAGGUCUACAAUUGUGUUUCGGAGGUCUUGGCAGAUUUCUUUUGGUUUUCCCAUGUUCUCAAGCAAAGAGGCAGAGUUUGAAGGUAGGCCUUGAAAUACAUCCACAGGUACACCUCCGAUUGACUCAAAUGAUGUCAGUUAGCCUAUCAGAAGCUUCUAAAGCCAUAACAUCAUUUUCUGGAAUUUUCCAAGCUGUUUAAAUGCACAGUCAACAUAGUGUAUGUAAACUUCUGACCCUCUGGAAUUGUGAUACAGUGAAAUAAUCUGUCUGUAAACAAUUGUUGGAGAAAUUACUUGUCACGCACAAAGUAGAUGUCCUAACCGACUUGCCAAAACUAUAGUUAACAAGAAAUUUGAGGAGUGGUUGAAAAACGAGUUUUAAUGACUCCAACCUAAGUUUAUGUAAACUUCCGACUUCAACUGUAAGUGAUUUGGGCCAUAAACGGUUCCUCCCCUUAUCAGUACUGCCACAUGUGACUGUUUCCCCUGCACUCAGCCCCUCCCAAGCUUCAUUAUGGCACCCCUCAUGUCUUUAUUAUAACUAAUGAUUAUUGUUAUAUUAUUAGUUUAAGAUCAGAAAUCCAAACCCAUCAACAUGAUUCCAUUUGUGUUAUUUCAUAGUUUUGAUGUCUUCACUAUUAUUCUACAAUGUAGAAAAUAGUCAAAUUAAAGAAAACCCCUGGAAUGAG
Molecule: messenger RNA, 2977 nt
Organism: Salvelinus fontinalis (brook trout)
Lineage: Eukaryota; Metazoa; Chordata; Actinopteri; Salmoniformes; Salmonidae
Product: cytochrome P450 7B1-like
Exons: 3
Coding region: 117-944 (275 amino acids)
Biological process (GO): bile acid biosynthetic process; cholesterol homeostasis
Molecular function (GO): iron ion binding; steroid hydroxylase activity; oxidoreductase activity, acting on paired donors, with incorporation or reduction of molecular oxygen
Source: RefSeq, a predicted model, not a curated record